GGUAAAUUUGAAGAUAUAAAAGAAAGAAUUUAGAGAGGAGAAGGAAAGCAACAAGAGCAGAGCGAGUGGCACUGGCAUGGGGGAGCACAAACACUUCCCUUCUCAUGCAAUUUCACUUCCUCCUUAAAACUAUACAAAACAAUGUCCCUCUUCAUUCUCAUUCUCAUUCUCGUUCUCCAUUCUCCCACUUGCUCAACCAGCACCAUCAUCCUCCAAGGCAACGCCACUCUCCAAAGCCCCAACAACACCUUCCGAUUGGGCCUCUUCUCCUUCUCCCCCAACUCCUCCUUUUACCUCGCCAUCCGCCACACCUCCCUCCCCUCCCCCAACACCAUCUGGCUCGCCAACCGCCUCCACCCUUCUCCCUCCCAAACCGCUUCAUCUCUCCAACUAACCCAAACCGGUCAAUUACUCUUAACCCACUCCAACACCACUCUCUGGACCACCACCAUCUCUAACAUUCACCCUUCUAACUUCUCCUCCCUCUCCCUCAAGCUUCUCGACUCCGGUAACUUAAUCCUCACCGCCCCCAACGGCGUCGUUUUAUGGCAGAGCUUCGAUUCCCCCACCGACACGUGGCUCCCCGGCAUGAACCUUACUCGCCUCAACUCUCUUCUCUCCUGGCGAACCGAAACCGACCCUUCCCCGGGUCUUUACUCUCUACGCUUGAAGCCACCGUUCUACGGCGAGUUCGAGCUCGUCUUCAACGACACCGUUCCUUAUUGGUCCACCGGCAACUGGACCAACGGGUCAUUCCUCAACAUCCCCGAGAUGUCCAUCCCCUACUUAUACAACUUCCACUUCCUCUCCCCUUUCUCCCCCGCCGCGGCGUUCGGAUUCUCCGAACGCGCCGAGUCGGAGGCCGGAAACCGGCCUCCGACGAUGUUCCGAGUGGAGCCGUUCGGCCAAAUCCAGCAGUACACGUGGAACAGUCAAGCAGGUUCGUGGAACAUGUUUUGGUCUAAACCUGAGCCUUUGUGCCUGGUUCGGGGACUCUGCGGGAGGUUCGGGGUUUGCAUUGGAGAAACUUCGAAGCCGUGUGAAUGCAUCAGUGGGUUUCAGCCUGUGGAUGGUGAUGGGUGGGGUUCUGGUGAUUAUUCUAGAGGCUGUUACCGUGGGGACUCGGGGUGUGAUGGGAGUGAUGGGUUUCGAGAUCUGGGGAAUGUGAGGUUUGGGUUCGGGAAUGUGAGUUUGAUUAAGGGGAAAUCUAGAAGCUUUUGCGAGAGGGAGUGUUUGGGUGAUUGUGGGUGUGUUGGGUUGAGUUUUGACGAGGGGAGUGGGGUGUGUAAGAAUUUUUAUGGGUCGCUUUCGGAUUUUCAGAAUUUGACUGGGGGUGGUGAAAGUGGGGGGUUUUAUGUUAGGGUUCCGAGAGGGGGAUCUGGUGGGAGGAAGGGGUUGGAUAGGAAGGUUUUGGCUGGGGUUGUGAUUGGGGUUGUUGUGGUUUCGGGGGUGGUGGUGGUGACUUUGUUGAUGAUGGUGAAGAAGAAGAGGGAUGGUGGGAGAAAGGGGUUGUUGGAGGAGGAUGGGUUUGUGCCUGUCUUGAAUUUGAAGGUGUUUUCUUACAAGGAGCUUCAGUUGGCCACGCGCGGGUUCUCGGAGAAGGUUGGGCAUGGAGGGUUUGGGACAGUGUUUCAGGGGGAGUUGAGUGAUGCUUCGGUUGUGGCGGUGAAGAGGUUGGAGAGGCCAGGGGGUGGGGAGAAGGAGUUCAGGGCUGAGGUGUCAACAAUUGGGAAUAUUCAGCAUGUGAAUCUUGUGAGGCUAAGAGGGUUUUGCUCUGAGAAUUCUCAUAGGCUUUUGGUUUAUGAGUAUAUGCAGAAUGGUGCUCUUAGUGUCUAUUUGAGGAAGGAGGGACCUUGUUUGAGUUGGGAUGUUAGGUUUAGGGUGGCUGUGGGGACUGCUAAGGGAAUUGCUUAUUUACAUGAGGAGUGUAGGUGUUGCAUCAUACAUUGUGAUAUCAAGCCUGAGAAUAUUCUCUUGGAUGGAGAUUUCACUGCCAAGGUUUCAGAUUUCGGGCUGGCGAAGCUCAUCGGGAGGGACUUCAGCAGGGUGUUGGCGACCAUGAGGGGGACGUGGGGGUAUGUUGCGCCGGAGUGGAUUUCUGGCGUGGCGAUUACCACCAAGGCGGAUGUUUACAGCUAUGGAAUGACAUUGCUGGAGCUGGUUGGCGGUCGGAGGAACGUGGAGGCACCGCCAUCUGCCAGAGGAGGAGGAGGUGGUAGAGAGAGUGGCAGUGAGACGGGAACUAAGUGGUUCUUCCCGCCAUGGGCGGCACAGCAGAUAAUUGAGGGGAAUGUGAGUGAUGUGGUGGAUAAGAGGCUUGGGAAUGGGUAUAACAUUGACGAGGCUAGGAGGGUUGCUUUGGUUGCAGUUUGGUGCAUUCAAGAUGAUGAGGCAAUGAGACCUACAAUGGGUAUGGUAGUGAAAAUGUUGGAGGGGUUGGUGGAGGUGAGUGUUCCUCCACCACCCAAGUUGCUUCAAGCGCUGGUUACUGGGGAUUCCUUUCAUGGGGUUAAAGCUGAUUCAGGCAAUGGUGUGUCUACUGGUGGAAGCUUAUCUGAUGGCAACUUGGAAGUGUCAACUGCUGAUUCUGAAUCAUAUACAGGGAAUGUUUUUUCUCCUUUGGAUGUGAAUGUCCAUGUUAGUGUUCGAUAACAAGGUUCUGGUAUUGUCCAGAUUAUAGAAUUGUAACUUUGUAACCCCUUCUCUCCCUUUUUUUUUCUCCGAGGGAUGGAAAAAAAGAGGACCAUUUGAUGUGGAUGUAAAUUAGUUUCCUUUAGGAUGUUGGAACUUGGAAGAGUGAUUUAAUGAGCUUCUGAUUUCAAAUAUUCAUUCUUCUUCCAAAUGAAUGAAAUAUUAACUUAUAUAUA
Glycine soja is the source of this 2867-nucleotide messenger RNA. Its product is annotated as G-type lectin S-receptor-like serine/threonine-protein kinase SD2-2. Gene Ontology annotation, molecular function: ATP binding; protein serine/threonine kinase activity. The record is from RefSeq and is a predicted model, not a curated record. The transcript has a single exon. Gene Ontology annotation, biological process: protein phosphorylation; recognition of pollen. Bases 142 to 2652 code for a protein of 836 amino acids. Lineage: Eukaryota; Viridiplantae; Streptophyta; Magnoliopsida; Fabales; Fabaceae.